Messenger RNA from Quercus lobata, 1325 nucleotides. RefSeq lists its product as uncharacterized. Bases 150 to 1310 code for a protein of 386 amino acids. The record is from RefSeq and is a predicted model, not a curated record. Gene Ontology annotation, cellular component: cytoplasm. The transcript is spliced from 3 exons. Gene Ontology annotation, biological process: charged-tRNA amino acid modification. Gene Ontology annotation, molecular function: tRNA adenosine(64)-2'-O-ribosylphosphate transferase activity. NCBI's taxonomy places the organism in Eukaryota, Viridiplantae, Streptophyta, Magnoliopsida, Fagales, Fagaceae.
CAUUGGAAAUAAUAGGCUAAAUUGCAAUUAACAUUUUGUGAUGAUUUUGAUUUUGUCCUUUAAAAUUUCAAAUCAUAUGAUAUCUAGGAGCUAACCGAAAAAAAGAAAACGACAGGUCGUAUUGCAGAGACAGAGAGACAGGGAGAGCGAUGGAGGAAGACGAGGGUUCGGCGAGGAAGCUGAGCAUAUACAGAGCAGCGAGGAGCAUAAAGCGUAGAGAGAACACAGUGUACAACGCCUUGCGAUCCAUAUACGAGGACUCCAUCUUCGUGGGAGAGAUCUCCCAGCUAUGGCCGGACCUCCCUCUCCUCGCCAACCUUCGCUGUGGCCUCUGGUAUUCCCCUAAAUUUCACUCCACCUGUUACUUCAAAUCCACCGACGGCCACAACAACAACUGGUCUUUCAGCACCUCUCGCCUCAACCUCCACGUCGCUCUCCUCGCCGGACAGAAGGGAGGGUGUGUUAUCGUUGAUUCCACAAGGAGAGGGAAGCGGUUUCCGGAUAGCAUGUCAAAGACGAUACCCAUUUGGACUUGUGUUUUAAAUCGGUGCAUUCACAAUCAUUUGAACAAUAUGCGUGAUACUGGACAGAUGGAUAAGGAGUCAAAUACUUCUGAUCAACAUCAUGAAAGAACAAGAUGUGUCUCUGUUGAUUGGGAUUGCUCCUUGCAUCUUCCCCUCUGGGUUUCUGAAACAGAGAAGGCGUCUAUUGAGAGUCACAUAGAAGAAUGGACUAAACAACUGGAUGCAAGCGGUGCUGAUAUUGCAUCUCUAAUGACGUGCUUGAAAAAGCCCUUACGCCCACUAUGGAUUUCACAAAAAACUGUCAUCUGGUUAAAUGAAGUGCCUGACCAUGAUUCCUGGGAUUUCACACCCAUCAUACUUGUUUCUGCCUCUUCCUCAAGUGGUGUAAUUCAACACAAGUCUACAUCAGAGUAUAGCUGGAAUUAUAUACCGGGAGCUGGGGAUGAUGAAGAAAGCUGGGCAAAGGGUUUAUCACCUAAUCUUUUCUGGACUCACGUCUAUGAUCUUAUAAACUUGGGGCCUGAUUUGUGUAAUCAGAAAGUAGCAGAUAUAGUUGAAAAGGAUAGAGUAUAUCGUGCCCAAAGGGGACAAACUGCUUCUCAGGUCACAGUCAAGGCCCCAAAAUUGUUAAAGAGCUCAUAUCAUUUUUCACAAGAAGUGCCCCUACUGUUGGGUAUUUCAGACCUUGAAAUUAAUACGAAGUCUUCUGAUGAAGAUUGUGCAAUCUCUUGGCUGGGUUCAACAAAUCUUGCAGUUGGCACAUCCCAAGUUGGUAUGCUUUAUUAACACUCUUUAUUAUUU